AUGGCGAACCCCAAUCAGCGCUAUACCCACUAUGAGGGUAUUCUGUCGCAUCCACCAUUUGGUUUGGCCUCUAACGCCCGAGCAGACAAUCUAUCCAGGUGCAAAUCUGCGUCAUCUACGCACAGCGAUAAGCCGAAUAUCGAUACAGACCCCACCGUCGCACCACGAACUAAAGGAAUUCCCGUCGAGAGAACCUCGCCACCUCCUCCAUACGAGCCUCCCAGCCCUGCUGCAGCACCUACACCGGACGCGCAAAAGAAUGCUCAGCGAACUGAGAAGGAAGUGAGAUCCGAUGAUAAGACAACGGAUGGGAAGUCGACUGGAUCGUCCCCGAAUCCUCAAAAAAGUGCUCCGAAACCAAUCGGGAGGAGGAACUCAUGGAUCUCAACCCUCAGCUCCAAGUUCUCUUCGGGCUCUACACCCCCGUCGCAGUCCAGUUUGAAGAGCCAGCCGACCGUUAAGGCAACCUCUCCUGUUUCAAAACUCGAUAUGCACAACCCAUUCGGAGCAGCCUAUUCGCCCAAGGACAGGGACGAUGAUAGGAGAGACGAGCCAAAUCCGUUUACUUCCACUUCUCCCAAGGGCCCCUCGUUUCUUCAGAAUGCCUUUCGGAAACUGUCAUCCUCUGCAUCGGGCGGAUCGGGCAAGGUGGCUACAAAUGGCGUUAUCUGCGAGCGUCGCAUUAUGAACAUUGACCAGGGCCGCGAUAGGUGCAAGAUUCCAGAUUUGGACCAGGCCAAGUUACGGCGCGUUGCAUUUUGUGUAGACGUUGAGAUUGCCGGAAUUUCUCGCCGAGAGUCCGACGAUGAAAGCAGUCCUGCCAAUGCCAAGCAUCGGAUUGUCCCAGAUUUGAAUGGGAAAACGAAAAAGCCAGCUAAACCGAAAGACAAAGAUGAAGGCUCUGCUUUGAAACAUCCCCAGACGGUGUUGGCUGAUAAGGAAAAGCGGAACCAAGACAAUACCGCCUCUGGAAAGCAGGUUGGUCAACCGGAAGCCACUCCCAGUGAUGGCAAGGUAAACGGCGAAGCCAAGGAGCCGACUAGAAAACAAGAGAAGAAGAAGAGAUCGGAAGAGGAAAGGAAGGAGCGCAGGGAGAGGAGACGGAGACAAGCAGAAGCGAAUGGUUCUAUUCCUCUACAAUUAACGGCCGAUGAUGAUGAGGACCACCCCCCGGCGCCUCUACCCGGUAACCCGCGCUCUAGGACGCAGAGCCACCCGACAACAGACCCCGUACGGAUAUACAGACGUUGCUGCCAGUUACGGGAGACGCCCGUGUUGAAAAGGAUAGUUGAUGAAAUCUCCGCACCUUCCUCCAUCCUUGCGGAAUCUCCAGGAACGGUUGGUGUGCUUGAUCUUACCAACUUCCCCAUGACCCCUCAGGAUAUGGCCACUUUCUGUGACUGGCUGGCUGUAGUCCCUGUCCGAAAGGUUAUUCUGGAAAAGUGUGCUUUGACGGAUGACUCAGUGCGGUCAAUUCUUGCUGCUCUGCUUUCCACCAAAACAGUAGAGCAGAUGAGGCAAAGACGCAGGCGAACAGGAAAGUCAGGCUCUCAGGCUCCGGCGAAAGAAGAGAGGAAUAGCGUAGUAGAGAAACUAUCGCUCAAAGAUAACCCAAAGAUCGGCAAGGAAGGGUGGCGCCAUAUUUGCCUGUUUGUUCACCUCUCGAAAUCCUUAAAGGCCAUUGACCUGUCAGGUAUACCACUUCCGAAGACACUUAUCACAACACAUGAGCUGAACGGUCAGCUUCCGAAAACCUCAUGUUCCACCGGUUCCGCGGUGGAUGUUGCAACUCUUUUCUCUGAUUCCCUUUCUCGGCGCUUCGGCGGUGACCACCUUGAAGAACUCUUGCUGAGCGAGUGCAAGCCCACAACAGAGGAGGUGAAGAAGAUCUGCGAUGCAGCCACAACUCUCGGCUUGAGGAGGCUUGGCUUCGCGAACAAUGAGCUGAACAGAGAAGGCUUGGAACAUGUUAUACGAUAUCUUAAAUCAAGCAAAUGCGAAGGACUUGAUCUAGGUGGAAAUCCGAUCCGAGAUCAUUUGGACCUGAUUACAUCGGCAAUUGAAAAAGAAACCAACCUUUACGCGCUGAGCCUUGCCGACUGCGCUCUUACUCCGACUGCCAUUAGUCCUUUGCUACAAGCAUUGGCUCGCCUGCCUAAUCUCAUAUUCAUUGACUUCUCCCAUAACCCAGAGCUUUUUUCCAGCCAGCCUGAUGCUCUAGUGACUUUCCGGCGUUUCCUGCCAAAAAUGCCCUCAUUGAAGCGCAUCCAUUUGGCUGAUGUGAAUUUGUCAGCCGACCAUGCCAUCGCUCUUGCUGAAGUCCUGCCCGAAUGCCCUAAACUGUGCCAUCUGAGCAUCUUGGAAAACCCCGCCAUCAGUGCGCUAGCUGCUGCAACAGACUCGAGUAACCAGGAAGAAGCCUGCGCUGUUUACGCUUCCUUAAUGGCAGCGGUACGUGUGUCGCGGACCAUCAUAGCAGUGGAAAUCGAAGUCCCAAGUGCAGAAAACAAUGAAGUUGUGAAGGCUCUCGCCUCCCAGAUCGUGGCCUAUUCUCUUCAAAAUCUUGAACGAGGUGCUAUUGAAGGAGAUUUAUCUGUGCCUGGUGACCCGUCCGGUGCACGUGAGACCGUUCCUGUGCCCGAGAUCCUGCAACAUAUUGUUGGCCAUGGCGGCGGGGAUGAAGUUGGCGAUGAAGAUGAUGAGCCAGCUCCUGAUGAGGAUUACGUCAUUGGAGGAACCGGUGUAGUCAAAGCCCUGGGGGUUUGCCUUGGUAACCUCGAUCAUCAUAUGCCCGGAGAUCAGUCUGGUCCACCCAGUGGAACGACAACGCCUAGACACAGGAAGUCCCGGUCUUAUGCGGCGAAAAGGCCCCGUGAUAUGUCGAAGAACUUACUUGAAUCCGCUCGAAACAUUCGGACCAGGAUUCAAUCGGCUCUUGUCCGUGAGGAUAGAGCCGGCAAUGAUAUCAAUUACAGACGUCUUCAAUUCCUGGAUUUCACCUUGCAUAGGAUGAUUCAGCGAUUCGAGGACGAGUACCCAGAGACGCGGAUCAUACCACAACCGGUCUUUGCCACAGCCCCGGAUUCGAGCUCCCAGAACUCUGGUGACGACGUAACCGGUGGGGCUACAUUCGGCACUCAGCCGAUCACGGAUCAAGGCGAUGAGUGUGCUAUUGAUGAUGAAGAUGCCGACCAGUACGCCUUAGGCAUAUCGCGAGCAAGCUCGAUGACUUCUCUCCAUUCACGUGCAAUGACCUCCGAAGAAGGCCAUGUCCAUCGUCUUGGCCAAAACCUUCGCCGCGACUUUCUUAAUCCCUCAUUCAAUCAAGGCGAUGGUGAUUCAUCUCUCACCCUAGAUGAUGCACACAUUGCAGCCCUUCGCGAGAAACUCGAACGUUUGCAGGGGGAGCAGGAACACUCUCAUUUUGACGGCGUGGGUGCAGACAAAACGUUCGAGCAGUUAGGCACGACUGUAGAAGAACUGUGGGCAGCUCAUAAGCAAGAUGCAGAAACCUUUGAGAAAUUCAAACAGAGCCAGAUUGCGGCUCAAAUUAAUAGCGGAAUGAGAACCUCAUCAUCAGGGAACGGCGCUGGCAGCCAGAACAGACAGGACUGA
This is a messenger RNA of Aspergillus oryzae RIB40, 3615 nucleotides long. Its product is annotated as putative cell wall biogenesis protein Mhp1. The record is from RefSeq and is a predicted model, not a curated record. The coding region runs from base 1 to 3615 and encodes 1204 amino acids. Gene Ontology annotation, cellular component: cytosol; perinuclear region of cytoplasm; nucleus. The transcript has 2 exons. Lineage: Eukaryota; Fungi; Ascomycota; Eurotiomycetes; Eurotiales; Aspergillaceae. Gene Ontology annotation, biological process: activation of GTPase activity; nucleocytoplasmic transport. Gene Ontology annotation, molecular function: GTPase activator activity; small GTPase binding.